ACCUCCCAUAGCUGGCUGUGACUGUGUCUUCAGGGCCGGGGCUCUUCAAGACUACAGGGAGAAAGAGAAAGAAUAUUAUAGGUCAGGAGUUGUGAAGGAUCCUGCCUUAUAUAUUCCCAGCCUCACAAUGGCUUCUAAUGCUGACCUGUAAAAAACAGGGAAGGGCAAAUCUAUACUAAAACCAUACCGGUUUAAACUAAGGAAUUUCCAAGGUGACCAUCAUCAUCGUCAUCAGCAUCAUCAUCAUCGUUAUCGUCAUUACCAGGAUGGUCUUCCUGAGAAGAAGAGGAGGAAGAAGUGAUACUUUAUUGUUUAAGAUGAUGAGCAGUGAUGUCACCUCUCAGGCUGCAAACUUUAUGUUGGGGAAUUUUCAUGAACUCCUCCUACACACAGGCAGGUCUUAUUUAUUAAAUCCCUGCUUCAGAACAACUCAGCAGCUCCUCUGUCUGAGUAGCUUCACCAGUUUCUUUAACUCAGCUUAAAAAAAAAGACAUGAUGGCAUCACCAGAUGGAUUUCCAGCCAGUUUCUAUGGAGAACCAGGAGUGUUGGGCAUGUUAUCCAAUGGGAUCAGUGCAUUCCUCGUUCUUCUGCAGAACUUCCACACAGCACACACUGGUUCUGCACCAGCCGGGGUGGCGAACAUCCUAGCAGGUGUUCAUCUCAUCCUGAUUGGUGGUGUAUGCCAACUGUUUGCAGGAAUGCUGUCCUUUAGAAAAUACGAUCAUCUGAGUGGCACUGCCUUUAUUGGCUACGCUGCACUUUGGGGCAGUUAUGGUGCUACAAGAAUCUACUUUGGUGCCUCAUCUGAAGCUCCAACAAUAGUCCCUUUGCCAGCUCAAAUAAUGAACAAUUUGUCCAUGUCCACUAACAUGACAGGCAACACGUCUCUGGAGAUCCCAGUUUGCCAUGUAUGCCUGUCUAUAAAAGAGACAGCCAUUGCUGGUCUGAUCCCCUACAUCCUUCUGUCCUUUCUCCUCGCCUUCUGCUCUGCCACAGUCAACUACAUCAUGCCUUUUGUUUUCGGGGCCAUCACAGCCACCUUAGUCUUCGAAGCAGUGGGUCUGGUAGCGAGCUCCUGGGCUCUCGUGGUCUCUGGGAUUCUGGAGUUGCUCAUUCUGAUUUUUGCCAUCUAUGGCUCAGCAGCCCUUCUCAGCAAAGGUCUGACUCAACGUCUAGUCCUCAAAGGCUUCGGUACCCCUCUCUUUAAUGUUCUCCUGCUGGGGACCACCAACUCAGGCAGCGCCCAGAGAAUAGGCCAAGAGAAGAAGAAAAACACAAAAUACGCCGAGCCUAUGGCCGUGGGUUUUUUCUGUGACACUGUUGCCCCCUUCAUCUUUGCUUUCUAUAGCUUUGGGUACAUAAAGUCUUUUGGUGUUGGAGUGGCAUGGGUCUCAAUCAUCACAGUUGCCCAGCUGUUCUCCAGCUACUACGCCCAUCUGCGCCAAGACUGCUAUCACACCACUAAGUUUGGUCUUCAUGCCACAUAUUGGCUGAUCAAGGCUUGGGGUGAGUUUGUGGUAUCUGCUCUGGUUUUGGAGGAUGGAAAAGUGGCCUCAGCGAGGGAAGCAAUGGUGGGGAAUUGGUUCUUUGUGAUGGCAGGUGUGGUGAUCUGCAUAGGAAGCCUCAACACAGACGUCCUGGAGCUGAUCCACAACAUGCUGUUUGUCCUGCUCACGCUCUCAACAAUCCCCCAGAUUCCUCUCCAGGGAUACUACAUCUUCUUCGGUGUAGCCUGCUCCCUGUUCACCGCAGCCUCCCUGUAUGGGACCUUCUCGCGUCUCAUAAACACCAUAGCAGAGAAAUCUCUGAUCCCUGUUGGACCCCAGCCCAUAUCAUCUGAGAUGUUGAUGAAGGCUUUCAGGUGCUGCAGGGCCAAUCAGGGAGACCAGGAGAUGCUGCCCCAAACGGACCAGGGAUCAGACGCCCUGUUCUACAUUUCUAAUGGGGUUGCUGCUCUCUCAGCUCUUCAUGCACGUUCAUCCAGUAUGAAUCCUACCUUUCUUCAUCUGACUGUCCCCUGGGUCCUCAUCUCUGGAUCCAUCAUCCAGGGCUAUGUCAGCCGGCUGCAGGUCACAGGAGGGGGUCGUUUUGGUUCAGUCAUUCCAACCAUCUAUGUAGCAGUAUGGGCCACCUGGACUUGGUUUAGGUUUUCAGGCAUCCUGCUUCAGCUCUCCCCAGAGGCAGCAUACGGUUUCACAGCAGGAGCCAUUGCUCUCCUAGUCAUCAACGCUUUCCUUAUGCUCAUUGCUGCCUAUAGGAACCUGGUUUUGCUGUUUCUAACAGCAGUCAUGGAGGUUGUUCUGGUCUGUUUCCUGCUUUCCACUCUGCAGCGACUUCCAUAUGAUUUUGAAAUUGCCAUGCUUGCAAUUUUUUCAAUAAUUUGUAUAUACGGGGCUCUGGCGUCACUGGUCAACUGCAUCUUCUCACAUAGACUGCUGCCUAUGGGCCCUCCCUUAAUAAAGGAGAAAGUGAGGCAGGAGUCUGUUCCAGAGCUUCCCUGUCCUGUUGCUUAUUCACGAGUCACCAGCGGCCUCAUGAAGAUCGCUGGCCUUCUGGAAGAAGGACAAGUGUGUGGUAUUCCAACAGACACUGUGUAUGCCCUAGCUGCCUCCUGCAAGAAUCCCCAAGCUAUUGAGAAAAUCUACAAUAUUAAAGACAGACCAGCAGAGAAGCCCAUCUGCAUUUGUAUCUCUAAUGUGGAGCAGCUGGUGGCAGCCAAGCCUCCCUUCAGCCCCCUGCUCUGGGAGUUUAUGAGGAACGUGUAUCCAGGAGGCAUCAGCUGCAUCGUCAGCAAAGGAGACUGGCUCUUCAAACUAGGAGUUGGACCAGCUUAUGACCGUGUUGGCACUAAAGAAAGCAUCAUGAUCCGCGUCCCUGACCACACAGUGACCGGCCACCUAUGUGAUAUCACUGGACCCCUUGCUAUAACAUCAGCCAAUCCCAGCGGAGAGCCGGACAGCACCCACCACACCAUGGUCAUCAAUCGACUGGGACACAAGAUCCAAGGGGUUCUGUGUGACGGGGACUCAAAUGAAGUUGUUGCUUCCACUGUGGUAAACUGCCUCAAAAUUGAUGAAGGGACCAUCACCAUUGUGAGGGAAGGUUGUGUCCCUGCCGUCAAAGUCCGUCAGAUCUUCGACCGAGUGAAAAACAAUAUGUUGUGAUUGUCUUGCACUUCAUUUCUCCUCUUCAUGACUGAUACCCCAUAAGAUUGGCUUGACUAGCUCCCCUAUUUCCCUUCUACAAUCUCAGGGAGACUUUAUAAAUAACAAAAAGUGUGUGUGUGUGUGUGUGUGUGUGUGUGUGUGUGUGUGUGUGUGUGUGUGUGUGUGUGUGUGUGUGUGUGUGUGUGUGUGUGUGUGUGUGUGUGUGUGUGUGUGUGUGUGUGUGUGUGUGUGCAAAAGUUACAUUAAAAUAACCAUGAUAAUUAUGUAAAUAUGUUUAUACAUUUAAAUUAUGAAUUAUUUUGGCAUGCAUGUUAUCACCUUAGUUAAUAUUUACAGUGGAAUAGAAAAAUGACCAGCUACUGUAUUUACCAUCUUUUAAGAUCAGACGUUAAAAAAGGUCUUAACAUCUGAUCUGAGGUGAACUUUUUGUUGUUGGGUUUAAUUUAAGAUGUGUGCCAUUUUUAAAAGCACUUUGAGUUGCACCUGCUGUAUGAAAAAUGCUAUAACUAAAGUUUUAUUAUGUAUCUAAGCUAACAAACAAUGAAUGGGACUGAAGUUGUAGAAUGUUUGUGUCCGUAAAUAAUAAAAAAACAAAUA
Messenger RNA from Eleginops maclovinus (Patagonian blennie), 3765 nucleotides. RefSeq lists its product as uncharacterized. Gene Ontology annotation, biological process: regulation of translational fidelity. The transcript has 12 exons. Gene Ontology annotation, cellular component: membrane; cytoplasm. Gene Ontology annotation, molecular function: tRNA binding; nucleotidyltransferase activity; double-stranded RNA binding. The record is from RefSeq and is a predicted model, not a curated record. Lineage: Eukaryota; Metazoa; Chordata; Actinopteri; Perciformes; Eleginopidae. Bases 493 to 3165 code for a protein of 890 amino acids.